Messenger RNA from Lathyrus oleraceus (garden pea), 1277 nucleotides. RefSeq names its product transcription factor MYB1. The transcript is spliced from 3 exons. The record is from RefSeq and is a predicted model, not a curated record. The coding region runs from base 167 to 1120 and encodes 317 amino acids. Lineage: Eukaryota; Viridiplantae; Streptophyta; Magnoliopsida; Fabales; Fabaceae.
CCCAAUUUUAUAUGCAACAACCUAAAGGCUCCAUAUAUUGGCACAUGUGUGUAUAUAUAGAUGGUUACCAAUUACUCUUGCAAAGUUAUUUAAUUCUGUCUACAUCCAAAUACUCCAAUCCGGAGAGAGGUAGGAAUCCAAGACAAUCUAAUUAAGAACACCAUCAAUGGGAAGAAGUCCUUGUUGUUCAAAGGAAGGCUUGAAUAGAGGUGCUUGGACUGCUCAUGAAGACAAAAUCCUCACUGAUUACAUUAAGCUUCAUGGUGAAGGAAAAUGGAGAAACCUUCCCAAAAGAGCAGGUUUAAAAAGAUGCGGAAAAAGUUGUAGACUUAGAUGGUUGAAUUAUCUAAGACCGGAUAUCAAAAGAGGUAAUAUAUCAACUGAUGAAGAAGAACUUAUCAUCAGACUUCACAAAUUACUCGGAAACAGAUGGUCACUUAUAGCGGGACGAUUACCGGGACGAACAGACAAUGAAAUCAAGAAUUAUUGGAACACGAAUUUAGGGAAAAAAGUGAAAGAUCUGAAUCAACAAAACACCAACAAUUCUUCUCCUACUAUGAUGAUCUCUACUAAACCGAAAAACUCAAAGAUCACACAGAAACAGAACAAUCCUAAGGCAAUGAUGCAAAACUCCCAUGUUGUCCGUACAAAAGCUACAAAAUGUUCUAAGGUAUUAUUCAUAAACUCACUUCCUCACUCAUCACCAAUGCAUACUUUGCAGAACAAAGACGAGACAGAGACAGAGACAGAGACAGCAACAGAAACAAAACCAUCAAUGGCUGUCGAUGCUGUGGCGAGUGAUUCGACGAGUAACAACAGAAACGGUUUUCUGUCUUUUCCUGAUAAAGAUAAAGAACUGUCUGCAGAUUUGUUGGUUGAUUUUAACAUUGGAGAUGAUAUUUGCUUGUCCGAACUUCUGAACUCGGAUUUCUCGGCGACGUGCAGUUUCGAUUAUAACGAUCUGUUAUCGUCGCCGUGUUCGGAUCAGACUCGGAUGUUUUCUGAUGAGAUUUUGAAGAACUGGACACAAUGUAACUUUGGUGAUGAAACUAAUGUGUCUAACAAUCUUCAUUCUUUCACUUCCUUUCUUGAAUCCAGUGAGGAAAUUCUAGGAGAAUGAUAAUAGGUAGCUACAAUAAACAUUUAUUUUCUUCAAUAAAAUUAACCACUCUAGGCUUUUUUUUUGUUUAAUUUUAAUUUUAUGUUAUUGUUCUUCAAUAAAAUGAUAUAUUAUGUGGUUUAAUAUUGGUAUCUUCCGUUUCAUGUUUCUAGAAUAA